AACCGGUCCUGAUUUCACGAAGGAGUCAGAGGAACUCCCAUCUCCCAACUCACUCGCCCGUCCAACCCACUCUCCGCUCGCGCACGCAUCCUCCGCUCCCAUGGCGUCCCGCGACCUCGCCGAGAGCCUGCUCCCCGGCGGGGGCGCCUCCGCCUCCUCCUCCCACGACGAGUACGAGGAGCGUGCGUACGACUCGGACGACAAGGUCUCCAUCUCCAUCUCCGACUCGGAGCCCGACGACGACGGCGACCCCGGCGCCGCGCGCGCGCGCCCGGCCUUCUCCUGGCGGAAGCUCUGGCGCUUCACGGGGCCGGGCUUCCUCAUGUGCAUCGGCUUCCUCGACCCGGGCAACCUCGAGGGGGACCUGCAGGCGGGCGCCGCCGCCGGGUACCAGCUCCUCUGGCUGCUGCUCUGGGCCACGGUCAUGGGCGCGCUCGUGCAGCUGCUCUCCGCGCGCCUCGGGGUCGUCACCGGGAAGCAUCUCGCCGAGCUCUGCCGGGAGGAGUACCCGCCCUGGGCCACGCGCGCGCUCUGGGUCAUGACGGAGCUCGCGCUCGUCGGCGCCGACAUACAGGAGGUCAUCGGCAGCGCGAUUGCCAUCAAGAUCCUCUCCGGGGGCAUCGUGCCGCUCUGGGGCGGCGUCGUCAUCACCGCCUUCGACUGCUUCAUCUUUCUAUUCCUGGAGAAUUAUGGUGUGAGAAAAUUGGAAGCGUUUUUCGGCGUCUUGAUUGCAACCAUGGCUAUAUCAUUUGCGAUCAUGUUUGGUGAAACGAAGCCUAGUGGAAAGGAGCUUCUGAUCGGUUUGGUGGUUCCAAAGCUGAGCUCAAAGACCAUCAAGCAGGCGGUUGGAAUUGUGGGCUGCAUCAUCAUGCCCCAUAAUGUUUUCUUGCACUCAGCGCUAGUGCAGUCCAGGAAGAUUGACACAAAAAAGAAAUCGCGUGUUCAAGAAGCAGUGUACUAUUACAACAUUGAGUCGAUUCUUGCUCUCAUCGUCUCUUUCUUUAUUAACAUCUGCGUUACAACGGUAUUCGCUAAAGGAUUUUAUGGAUCCGACAAAGCUGAUAACAUAGGUCUUGAGAAUGCUGGCCAGUACUUACAGGAGAAAUAUGGAACUGCUCUGUUUCCUGUCCUCUAUAUCUGGGCUAUUGGGUUGUUAGCGUCUGGACAGAGCAGCACAAUCACCGGCACAUAUGCCGGCCAAUUCGUCAUGGGAGGUUUCCUUAAUCUUCGAUUGAAGAAGUGGUUACGAGCAGUGAUUACUCGAAGCUUUGCCAUUAUUCCAACUAUGAUUGUGGCUUUAUUUUUUGAUACUGAAGAUCCUACCAUGGACGUUCUGAACGAGUCACUCAAUGUUCUUCAGUCCAUUCAGAUUCCAUUUGCACUGAUUCCUUUGAUCACCCUUGUUUCGAGUGAGCAGCUCAUGGGGUCAUUCGUGGUCGGUCCUAUCACCAAAGUGAUAAGUUGGAUCGUCACAAUCUUUCUGAUGCUCAUCAACGGAUACCUCAUACUGUCCUUCUACACCAACGAAGUGCGGGGCGCAGUCGUUCGUUCAAGCUUGUGCGUCGUGCUGGCUGUUUACCUCGCGUUCAUCAUCUACCUCAUCCUGAGGAACACCACACUGUAUUCUCGCCUUCGCUCAUCAGUCUCAAAGAGCUCAUGAGAAAGACUGUUAGUUAUUUCAUCUCCGCGAUGAAGAUGAACGGAAGUUGAUAGAUAAUAUUGGAAGAAAACUGCUCCCCAUUGUACAACCUGUACGGCUGCCUAUUUGUAUUAGCUCCGGGGGAGAGGUCUAUAUUGUACAUCAGUUGCUGUUGUAUAACUGUAUUUGUGGAUUAGCAGGCUUCCCCUUUAGGAUUGGGCUAAACCAACACCAACACCAGCAUACUUGAGGUGAUAAAUGGUAGAUAGUUUUGUUUA
Messenger RNA from Aegilops tauschii subsp. strangulata, 1917 nucleotides. Its product is annotated as metal transporter Nramp2. Lineage: Eukaryota; Viridiplantae; Streptophyta; Magnoliopsida; Poales; Poaceae. Gene Ontology annotation, cellular component: membrane. Gene Ontology annotation, molecular function: manganese ion transmembrane transporter activity; cadmium ion transmembrane transporter activity. Gene Ontology annotation, biological process: iron ion transmembrane transport; manganese ion transport. The record is from RefSeq and is a predicted model, not a curated record.